This is a messenger RNA of Acanthaster planci (crown-of-thorns starfish), 2594 nucleotides long. RefSeq lists its product as uncharacterized. Gene Ontology annotation, biological process: CAAX-box protein processing. NCBI's taxonomy places the organism in Eukaryota, Metazoa, Echinodermata, Asteroidea, Valvatida, Acanthasteridae. Gene Ontology annotation, cellular component: membrane. Gene Ontology annotation, molecular function: metalloendopeptidase activity. The record is from RefSeq and is a predicted model, not a curated record.
AGUAGGACUGGCACGGGCUACUUUUUCCCUUUCAACAUUCAAAGGUUGCAAUAUGGCGGUUUUGGGGUCAUGUUUGGAUUUUGCCACCGUGACACUAUUUGUCACGUCUGCUUGGGUUUACCUCGGCAGAAAUUUAAGCUUUGGCACUCUUUCGGUCGCCAUGUAUUUCCCAGCUGCGUUUGCGCUUCUGUUCAAAGUUGCAAGUGGUGAAUGUUUCGAAUUCGUGAACCAGAUGCUUGUCGGUCUUAGCGCACCACCCACCGAAGCGUAUUUCUCUAUGGUGAUAGCAUGCCUCAUAUCCAUAGCAAUCACAGUAUCAACCAUAGGUCUCUGUGUCAUCCUGAACCUCUGUUUGUGUUGGGGCAUCGUUGCCAAGGGAAGUAAACUGGAGGACCAGAGGUCAUCCAAGGUUAAGGCAUUUAUGAGGCGGAAUAAGAUCUGGGGAUUUCUCCGAGCCUCUGGGGAGGAGGUUGGAUGGCGUUGUUUCUUAUUGCCCUGCUUAUUGGACACCUAUUCACCUGCCAGUGCUCUUUUUAUCAGUGGAGUGAUUUGGGGUCUGUUCCAUGUUGCUGUCAUGGUCUUAUUGACCCAUAAACUUAAAGUGAAGCAUCCACUGAUGACCGUGACUGUCCAGUGUACAUCAGUCUUACUCAACGCCUAUUCCCAUGGCUGGAUAACCAUGCGAUCUGGCUACAGCCUGUGGCCGUCUGCCAUUAUGCACUGCACAUGGAAUAUAGUGAACCCAUUGGUACUUGGCAGCAUUUAUACCCAUGAGCCAGGCCUGAUUGUGGGUGAGCAAUGGCUUAUUAAUGGUGAGGGUCUUGCUGGAUGUAUCGUCAGCAUUCCCUUGGUCUUGCUGAUUGUAAAUGAUAUGGCAGGCUAGACAUGUCACGCAAACCCAGGCAUAAAGAGUUCCAUCUUGCCGGUGUACUGACGUUGCUUGUCAUGGAGAGCUUUCAUGGCGAGUUCUUGGGAGUAGAAUGGAACCAAUACAUCCCCGUUGUACUGAAACUGUACAUUCUCAGCUGGCACCUUCAAGGGUAAGAAGAAAAGACGACAAAUUUUGAUUGUUAAAUUGGAUUUCUAGAUGUUCGGUGUAUUUUGUAUUGUGGUUAUUUUGUGAUGGACGUCUGAGUGUCAAGCUUCUGAAAUAUGGGGGUAGCAUAAAAAUUGCAAGUGUUUAAUAUUUAGUGAAUAUUUAUAGUACUUUGUCAUUAUUUAUGAGAUUGUGCAUAAUAAUCAGAAUUGAAGAGUUCUAUUUUUGAUUACAAACCUCUAGAAUUUAUGCCCUGAUUUUUGUAAAGCGAGUGACGUGUAUUGUUCAAAACACAAAGGAUUUAGAUGUUUAAGACUGAUAUCAUUGCUAUGAGAUGUUGGAAAAUAUGUUAUUAAACAUUCAACUGCCGGUUGAAAUUGUUUCAAAUGAAAUUUGGGGCAGAAUUCUUUGUGUUCUUUUAGAGUUUACCAAAGAGAGCUGUGAGUUGUUGCUCCUAAAUGUAGAAUGCAAUUCUAUAGAAUUUGUUGUUGUAUUCAAUAUUCUGUCCUAAACCUAUUUUUCAGAAGUGUUCUCAGGAUUUAUUCGACAGGAUCAGUCAUUUCUGAAAAAAAUUUUAUGGAAGAGACAUGUAACAGUUUAGAGUUAGGGUCAACAAUUUUUGCAGACUGCUAGGAUGGUACUCAAAUGCACUCGAUCUAACUAUCCUCUGUGAAUUAAAAAGUGUGUUAAAGUGAAAUGCCACGUUCCAAACCUGCUGGUAAUACAUUGCUCCUGGAAAAUGGAUUACUUGAGCAUAUUAGGGGCACAUAAGAAGGAAAACAGGAAGUUUUGUCAAAAUGCCUUUACAUCGUGUAGUGGCUUAGGAAAGGAUGGGAAUCAAGGUUAAUUUUUUUUCUCAUUUUUUUCCUGUAAAGUUGGAAAAGAUCAAUUUGAAGAGGUUAUUUUAUUUACUGCCGAAAUCUGUACUCAAGUUUUGUUUUAUUCAGCGGAUGUAAAGGCUCAUUUCAAGGUGUUAUUGACUGUAGCCUCAAUUAUUAGCAGGAAAUCCUAUCACAGCAUGCGAUAAUAUAUUACUGGCAUGCUUCAAACCUGGCCUUUUGCUUUAACAGUCUAGUGUAUUAGCAGUGGUUUGUUGUAGGAUCAGUUGCUUAAAUGUUCUGAUUUAACUUCUGAACUGUCAUGCAAAUUUGUCAAAAGAGGACUUAGUUUCAAAGUGAAUAGCUGAAUGAUUUUCACCCCGUAUUACUGCUCUGUGUAUUCCAAUGCUUUCUUGACAUUUUUACAAGAAGUUACAAGACUUAAAUUACCCUAACUCCUGAGGCAUCAUUGCUUAGCACGUUCCUCGAUCCUGCAAAAUCCUCCACUGUGCAGAAACCCAUGGCAACUUAUUUGACUGCAACUGUCAAGGGGCAACAUUUGCCUUGUAAAUUCUUAGAACGGUGGUUGGGCUCAACCAUUCAAAAUCCUCCCAAACCCUUUUGUCUGAUUUUUAAAGUUGUGGGAGGGUUUAGGGUCAUCAAGCACUAACUUUUCAUAAUACAGUGUGCUCAAAUUUGCUUAUUUGUUAAUAUAAUAAAGCAUGUGUGCCAAUAAUCCA